This is a messenger RNA of Amoebophrya sp. A120, 329 nucleotides long. Lineage: Eukaryota; Dinophyceae; Syndiniales; Amoebophryaceae. The record is from the annotation of a GenBank genome assembly.
AUGCGACACGGUGGUACGUGCGACACGCCGAAGGCUCCUUCCGAUAUGUUGGCCGUCAACACGGACGUGGUAGCUGUUGCACCUCCGGGUAGUAGUAAUCUUAGUACCCUGGUCCAGGUAGAACAACACGGGCAACAAGUUCCCCCUGCUUACCAAGAAUGCACGACUUCCUUUGGUGGAUUUCUGGACGGCCCCGACUGGGAUGCGCCCGAAACCAAGGCGGCGCUCGAGAAAUUGGAAAAAGAUCCGGAGUACCAGUACUACCAGAGAUGCCAAAAACAGUACACGAGCAGCAUAGAGGCGAAGAACAUCGCCCCGCCGUGGGAUUU